UGAAGCUACAAUUUUCUGCAAAAUCCUCCGAACACAGAUCUACAGAAGAACAAUUUGUUAUUUUUCAGGUAAAAGUAGUCUACAACAGGGGAUAGAUUGCGGUGAUAAUAUUGUGUAGCCUACGCGUCAUGUUAAUGUAAAGUGAACUACUGUAUAUCCGCCUAUAAUUUAUGUGAUUUUUUUUGUCACAACACUUCCGGAUAUGCGGGCGCUGGUUUUCAAGGAGAAAAAACAUUUUUGCCGAAACUGGAAGUCCGUCUUUUAACAAUCGGUUAUAGUUGCAGAACGACUGAAUGUUUUGUUACAUGGUCACCGUACCAAUUUUGUUACAUUGUUGCUAGCCUUGGGAAUGCGGAAACAUCCAAAUUAGUGGGCUUUUGAAGAGAUUAUCCCGAUACAACAAAUACUGUGGAAACUGUUUUUUGACCAGUGUAUGGAUUUUUUCUUUUUCACACUUUCCACCCAUAAAUACCGAUAUGCAGAUAGUCUUUUUAUUUAUAGUUUCUCUAUUUUUAACGAAUGGUGCAACAAAACCGCCUGCGGAGGUUGUAGAUCCUGAAUAUGGUGAGUGGAGAGAGCCGAGGCUAACUUGAUUUUCAAUUAAACAGAUGUCAUGAGUUUAUGCGACUCGAGUUGGGGAUGGUGAAAAACCAAACAUCCCACACACAUAACAGUUGCCAAAGAAUACAUCAUAAAAGUAUUUUCCUUAUGGAAAUAAUAUCUGAAGGAAAAACAUUUUCAGACUUUGCAUAGGAGACUAUAUUCAACCACAUGUACACGCCAAUAUAGCAAUCAUGGCAGCAAUACUAGUAGAACUACUGGGUUAACCACCCGAGCACUUGAUGUGUUAUGAGAAAACUGCCACAGAGUUAUGAGAGAACUGUUGUGAUAUAAUAUAAUAAAAUGGAACAGUUUUAGGUUGGUAUAUGAAUGUUUUUGUGUUGGUGGAAUUCAGUCAGGAAAGUGUGUUUGUACUUAUCAGUUCUGUUAUCCUCUGCCUUUCUUUCAGACUUUCUCAGUUCCAUGCUUUCAGACUUUGAGGUGCUGCCCCUCGCCAGUCUCCAGACUCACUCGGUCCGGCGACGGGACCUCCAGACACAGACCCACGUGGAACGACAUCUCAGCUUCACUGCCUUACAGAGGUAGGAACUCCACGGCUGUGUCCCUAUGGGCCCUGGUCAAAAGUAGUGCAGUUUAUAGGGAAUAGGGUUCCAUUGGGAUGCACAUCAAAGGUCAAUGCCUCCGUUGCACUAGUCACUGAUCUUAUUAAUGAGCUUUGUGAUUGACUCACUCUGUGUCUUACUCUGUUUGUGUGUGCUAGGCAUUUCAAGCUGUACCUGAGGACCAACACGGAGCUGUUCACAGAGGACUUCAGGGCCGUGUUCGUGGAUGAGGAUGGACAGGAGGACAGUUACGAGGUCAACAGACAGAACUUCUUCACCGGCCAUGUCAUAGGUAAGACCGACACCACAUGGUUGGGCUCAGAAGCCACCAGACUGAGGUCCAUUAAGGGGCUUUAAAGUGCUAAAUUGAUUAUAAAAGAUUGUGCCCACCAGUAUCAUAUGGACUCAUCAACCUUAGACCACUUUUGAGGUCUAAAAACAUUUGGCUAACAUCUGAUUUUGGAGUAAACUAUCACUUUAACGUCUCUUAGUGCCUCAGGAAUUUGGCUUUGUCCCGUGUUUAUAUUUUGUGGUCUUUCUCAGCAUAGUGUUUUACUGAGCGUUGUCCAUUUGAAGGGGAGGAGAACUCCAGAGUGCAGGCGCAUAUCGAUGACAAUGACUUCUCGGCACACAUCCUCACUGACGGAGCAGAGUACAACAUUGAGGUAUAGUAUCACACUAUUUCUACAGCAGAUUGUGAUAUUACAACAAUAUGACAAUCUACUCUGAAAUGACUCAGUGUGUGUGAUGAAUAUUCUGUAUAUAAUCCACCUGAGUUUAUAAUCGUAUAAAACCUUCCUUCCUGGGCAGAGCCGUGGUGAAGUGGUAACACUCCUGGCAUAUGUCACAUAUAAAAAUCUCCCCACCGGAGACCGGGGCUCAAUCCCUGUGCCCACCCUUCCCAAUGUUUCUCUCACCUGCCUGAAUCCUCUUCUGAUUACCCUAAUCCUUUGUUUUUUUACUCCCUUUCCUUCCUCAGCCCCUGUGGAGGUUCACGUCGGCGCCCCCCGAUGGCCGUUUGUUGAUAUACCGCCCUGAGGACAUAAGGAACAUCAGCCGACUGGCCUCGCCCAAAGUCUGUGGCUACGUGAAGACUGACUCCAAUGACCUGCUGCCUGAGAGCAUGAGAUCAGCUAGACUGGAGGAGGAAGGUGAGGAGGGUGAGUAUGGGGAGGGAGGGAGGGAGGGAGGGGGGGAGGUAAAGGUUGAGCAGAAUUUAACUCAGUUGAGUUAAUCUAUUAUUCAUGCUAGCUUAAUUAUAAGGCAGCUAUAAUGGCACACCCAUGAUGAUGACGACAUAACUGCAGGGAAUAUGGCUAUGGUGUGUGAACCAAAUAACUCUUUAGAGGAAGCACUCAGUAAUCUCAGCUGCUGCUGUUAAUUGUAUGGCAUGAGAUGUCUAAUUGCAAUAUUCGUGAAAUUGACAGCAUGAAUCUGCCCAAGGCUCUACUUAUGGCGGUGCAGUGUAGAAAAUAAAAGUGCUGUGUAGUUCAAGCUUGACAAUGUCUCUAUGGCGCUCACUGGCAAUGAAACAGUAUCUCCUCUCCACUCCUCCACAGAGCCCCUGGUCAGAGAGAAGAGACAGGUCCAUGACCACAAGAAGAACACUUGUCCUUUACUCCUGGUGGCUGACCAUCGCUUCUUCCAAGAGAUGGGCCGUGGCGAGGAGAGCACUACCCUCAACUACCUGGUGGGGGCGCUGUUCAGCCAGAUGCUAUGUAUGUGUCCCAGAUGGCACCCUAUUCCCUAUGUAUUGCCCCUUCUUUUGACCAGGACUUAUAGGGCUCUGGUCAAAAGUAGUGCACUAUAUAGGGAACAGGGUGCCAUUUGGGAUGCAUCCUAUGUUGUGUGGGGUAUUCUUUGGCUUGAUGGAUGUGUAUGCACGCAUGACUGUAAGUCGCUUUGGAUAAAAGCGUCUGCUAAAUGGCAUAUUAUUAUUAUUAUUAUUAUUAUUAUGUGAAAACACAAUUUCUCCCUGUUGUGAUUGGUCGGUCAGAUCGAGCUGAUUGACCGCGUGGAUGACAUCUACAGGUCGACGUCGUGGGAUGACGAGUAUAAAGGAUACGGCGUUCAGAUCCAACAGGUGAGCUAGCUGAGACAGGCUAAGGACGACCCAUGAUAUGUUCCACUACCACCUCUCAGAUGAUUGUCUUUUCUCCCCCUUUUUCCCUGUUUUAUUUCUUAAGGAGAAUGGAGCCUCGUCCUCCUUCAGUAUUUUCAGUUUAUUUACACAGUUUGGAAUGUAGAUAAAGAAAUAUAGUUGAUGAGGGGAGAAAGUGAGGAAGUGGCUGGGGUAGGAUUCCAUCCCAUGUCGCUCCUGGACAAUAUGUGCUCAGUGGACUGCAGCACUACCGCGUUGCUAUGCUGCCGGAACAGAUGAUCACUGUCUGUUCCAUGAGGUGUGAUUGAUGAUAGAUGGUUCUUCCUUCCCAUCAUUCUCAAUCUCUAAUCUUCCAUGUAGAUCAUCAUUGAGAAGCUCCCCACCCGCGUACCUCCAGGGGAGGCCCACUUCAACAUGAGGGGAAGUCCCGUAGAGGGUAAGGAUGUCUGGGACGUGAAGAAGCUUUUGGAGGUGAGCAGCAUGUUCAGUCAUCUGAGUAAUGACAUAAUAGUCAUAUACUGUAUGAUAAUAGGCCAUCAUUUUCCCUCAUCGCAGCAAUUCAGUGUGGACAUAGCAGACAACGCGUCCAAGGUGUGUCUGGCUCACCUGUUCACCUACCAGGACUUUGACGAGGGGACCCUGGGCCUGGCCUACGUGGCCCCCUCCAGACAGGGCAUCCCUGGGGGCCUCUGCUCAGAGAGUAAGAUUGCGUCCCAAAUAGCACCCUAUUCCCUAUGUAGUGUACUACUUUUGACCAAGUCCCAUGUCCUAAAUGACACCCUAUUCUCCUAGGCCCAUAAGGCGAAUAUAUACUAUAUAGGGAAUAGGGUUCCAUUUGGGACGCAUAAAAGCCUCCCGUCAACAACCGUCAACACAUUAACCUUGACCACAACUCUGACAUUGGUAAACUGAUAUUGGAAAAUUCCACUUUGAGUUUUGCCUUCUCUGUCAUCAGAGUGCCCUCCGUCAUCGCCUGAGACGAGAGCUAUUUAUCUCAACACUGGGCUCACCAGCACUAAGAACUAUGGGAAAACUAUUCUGACCAAGGUGGGUUUAUGAGACUCUGUGGGCUGGUGUCCCAGACACAGAUUAAAUUAAAACAAUUUAAUUCUCCAUUGGGCAUAUUUUUUUGUCCAGAACUAGGCUUAAUCUGUGUCUGGGAGACCGCCCCUGCAAGAUGCUUAGAAUUUGGAACAUCCAAAUGUACACAAAGGCAAUAUCUAUUAUUCUGGCUGAACCUUUAUUGGAAUAGGCGCCAUCAUAUUUCAUUAAUAUAACCUUUACUUAUGGUUUGCCCUCAGGAGGCAGACCUGGUGACGACUCACGAGCUGGGCCAUAACUUUGGGGCAGAGCAUGACCCUGAUAACAUCCCCUACUGUGCUCCCAGGGAAGACCAGGGGGGCAAAUACGUCAUGUACCCCAUCGCUGUGAGCGGAGACCACGUCAACAACAAGGUUCUAAUACCCUCCUUUUUCCCACACGACAAACCAAACAUCAACCUUAAGCGAAGUCUUUAUUAUACCAAGAAUGAUUAUAGAUGUGUCCAAAAUGGCACCCUAGGCCAUAGGGCUCUGGUCAGAAGUAGUGCACUAUGAAGAAAAUAGGGUGCCAGUUCGGACCCAGUUUAUGACCUUGUUUUGUAUCCCCAGCUGUUCUCCGACUGCAGUAAGAUCUCCAUUGUGAAGCGUCUGAGGAACAAGGCUCCAGUGUGCUUCAGGGAGAGGAACAGUAACGUGUGUGGGAACAGCAGGGUGGAACAGGGUGAGGAGUGUGACCCGGGACUGCUGCACAUCAACGACGACCGCUGCUGUACCUCCGACUGCAAGCUCCGCCCCACAGCCAAGUGCAGGUGAGCCCUCUCUGGAACCACCAACCCUCGGAUACCUGCACACCACACCCACUCAGGUUACAGGUUAUAGUUUGUGAUAUGUUGUAUGAAUGUUAUAAAGAAUGAUUGAAUCAUCUAUCUGGGAUAUCACCCUGUAUUACCAUGACCGAUUCUUUCCCUCUCUCUCUCUCUCUUCCUCCCUCUUUCUCUCGCGCGAUCUCUCUCUCGCUCUCUCUCUGUCUUCCUCACUCUCUAUCCCUCUCCCUCUCUACUCCCUCCCUUUCUCUCUGGAUGUAGUGACAGGAACAGUGCAUGUUGUAAGCUGUGCCAGUAUGAGAAGGAGGGCAAGGUGUGCCAGGAACCCAUCAGUGCCACCUGUAAGGGCAAGUCCUACUGCACAGGUAGGUUGAUAUCACCUGAUACCACCCAGAGAGGGAGCCACACCACUACACCAUACUCAUGUCUACAGGUCCUAAUAAAACAUGAGUGAAAUAAUGAAAUAUGUCUUAGUUCAUUGUUAUUUCUAUGUCCUUUUAUAAACAAUGACUUUAUAAAGUCAUAUUUUUGUUCCCAGGCAACAGUAGUGAUUGUCCGUCUCCUGAGAACGCCCCUGACAAGACGGUGUGUUUGGACAACGGAGAGUGUCUGGACGGUGUGUGUAUCCCCUUCUGUGAGGCCGUCAAGAACCUGCAGUCCUGCGCCUGCAAUGGUACGCUCCCCUCACCAUCACCACCCUUCCUUUAGAGGCUGUAGUGGACUAAUCCAACCUCAAGACUUAAUAUAAUAUCAUAUGCCAUUAAGCAGUAGUGUGUGCAUUGAACUUCGGAUGGGUGGCCUCAGCGGGAAUUGAACCCACGAUCCUGACAUUACAAGCGCCAUGCUCUACCAACUGAGCCACAUAGAACCUGUAUACGCUAUGUGUUCUGCUCUAUUAAAGAUGCAUUUUACUUAUAAUAUAUAAUUUACUUUAUAAUUAAUAUUAAUACAUAAAAAUAAGCGAUACUACAGUAUGUUGUUCAGUGUUGUUUUUCCUCUCCUCUCUAGAAACCAACUCGUCAUGUAAAGUGUGCUGUCGUAGCACCAGUGGAGUGUGCGCCCCAUACCAGGACGACGGAGGGGACUUCAUCUACCUCCGCAAGGGCAAACCCUGCACUGUGGGCUUCUGUGACGGAGCAGUAAGUGACCCCUGACCUCUUGACACUCACCCUCUAGUGUAUUAUAUAUUGAUAUUACAGCCCUUUUCACUUGGUUGGUUUUGCACAUAGAAAUGGAAUCACUAGAACAGCCAUUUUGAGUGUAUCUCUGAGUCAAAAGAAAACAUUAAUAAAGAUUGUUGAUGUUAAGUGGAUGCUUCUUAACCUUCUGUGUACAACACCAAGAAAAGUUUUUUAUUUGUAUUCCUUUUUAAGGGGGGGGGGGGUAGAUCAUCUUUAUCAAUGUAAUUGUUUGCAUAAUUUUCAAUCCCCCUUAAUUAUUUCUAUAUAUAAAAAGAAAUCCCGAUACUUUCCCCCACAUACGCUACCAUCCCUGCCCUAAUUGGAGUAAAUUAACAGACAACAAUACUUAUUUUGCUACUUAAAGCUAUUUCACUCACAUCUAGCAACAAGUCUUGCAUGGCAGUACAGUUUUCUUUUCUGGAUUGCUGUGGUCUGAGGGCCUUGUUUCUAUUCUCUAGUAAUUCUAUUUCUAGGGUUUUGUAACUAGCAUGUGAUAUUUUUGUCUUAUUCAGGGUAAAUGUAUGAAGCAAGUCCAGGAUGUCAUUGAGAGGCUGUGGGAUUUCAUUGACAAGCUGGACAUCAACACAUUUCGGAAGUUUUUGGCGGACAACAUCGUGGGCUCUGUGGUGGUCUUCUCCUUGGUCUUCUGGGUCCCCCUCAGCAUCCUGGUUCACUGUAUGGUAGGCGUUAUGUUUGUUCCUUGAUGAAUGACAAACUGGGGCAUUGGUUUAGCUACCUAUAAUGACAAGAUUCUUGAGCUAGCAAAAUACAUUGGUGUGUAGCCAAGCAAGGCAUUAUAUCCACAUCCACGUUGUGCAUGUUGCAUUAUGGGAACCGUAGUGUUUUUUUAUUAAGACAUAAUAAUACAUUAGGUGCCCAUACUCAGAAAUUCUGAGUUGUCAUCAAUCACCUAAUACUGUACAUGCUGUUAUCAUGUUAUUAUAUAGUACCUGUCACAUGGUAUUAUCACAUCUAACAUAUUUUUCCCACUUCCAGGAUAAAAAACUGGAUCAGCAGUAUGAACAGACCACCAAGUCUCUGCUUUUCCCCAGUGUAAGUACUGUUUGAGUCUGUUAUCUUAUUUAUAUACAGGACCAGUCAAAAGUUUGGACACACCUACUCAUUCAAGGGUUUUUCUUUAUUUUUACUAUUUUCUACAUUGUAGAAUAAUAGUGAAGACAUCAAAACCAUGAAAUAACACAUAUGGAAUCAUGUAGUAACCAAAAAAGUGUUAAACAAAUCAAAAUAUAUUUUAUAUUUGAGAUUCUUCAAAGUAGCCUCACCUGGAAUGCUUUUCCAACAGUCCUGAAGGAGUUCCCACAUAUGCUGAGCACUUGUUGGCUGCUUUUCCUUCACUCUGCGGUCCAACUCUUGGCAUUCUCUCAACCAGCUUCACCUGGAAUGCUUUUCCAACAGUCUUGAAGGAGUUCCCACAUAUUUAAAUAUAAAUUUAAAUAUGCCAUUUAGCGGACGCUUUUAUCCAAAGCGACUUACAGUCAUGCGUGCAUACAUUUUUGUGUAUGGGUGGUCCCGGGGAUCGAACCCACUACCUUGGCGUUACAAGCGCCGUGCUCUACCAGCUGAGCUACAGAGCACUUGUUGGCUGCUUUUCCUUCACUCUGCCGUCCAAUUCAUCCCAAACCAUCUCAAUUGGGUUGAGGUUGGGUGAUUGUGGAGGCCAGGUCAUCUGAUGCAGCACUCCAUCACUCUCCUUCUUGGUCAAAUAGGCCUUACACAGCUUGGAGGUGUGUUGGGACAUUGUCCUGUUGAAAAACAAAUGAUAGUCCUGCUAAGCGCAAACCAAAUGGGAUGGCGUAUCGCUGCAGAAUGCUGUGGUAGCCAUGCUAGUUAAGUGUGCCUUGAAUUCUAAAUAAAUCACACAGUGUCACCAGCAAAGCACCACCACACCACCUCCUCCAUGCUUCACAGUGGGAACCACACAUGUGGAGAUCAUCCGUUCACCUACUCUGCGUCUCACAAAGACACUGCGGUUGGAACCAAAAAUCUCACAUUUGGACUCAUCAGACCAAAGGACAGAUUUCCACCGGUCUAAUGUCCAUUGUUCAUGUUUCUUGGCCCAAGCAAGUCUCUUCUUCUUAUUGGUGUCUUUUUAGUAGUGGUUUCUUUGCAGCAAUUCGACCAUGAAGGCCUGAUUCACGCAGUCUCCUCUGAACAGUUGAUGUUUAGAUGUGUCUGUUACUUGAACGCAAUUUCUGAGGCUGGUAACUCUAAUGAACUUAUCCUCUGCAGCAGAGGUAACUCUGGGUCUUCCUUUUCUGUGGCGGUCCUCAUGAGAGCCAGUUUCAUGAUAGCGCUUGAUGGUUUUUGCGACUGCACUUGAAGAAACGUUCAGUUCUCGAAAGUUCUCGAAAUGUUCCGUAUUGACUGACCUUCAUGUCUUAAAGUAAUGAUGGACUGUCGUUUCUCUUUGCUUAUUUGAGCUGUUCUUGCCAUAAUAUGGACUUGGUCUUUUACCAAAUAGGGCUAUCUUCUGUAUACCACCCCUACCUUGUCACAACACAACUGAUUGGCUCAAACGCAUUAAAAAGGAAAUAAAUUCCACAAAUUAACUUUGAAGAAGGCACACCUUUUUAAUUGAAAUGCAUUCCAGGUGACUACCUCAUGAAGCUGGUUGAGAGAAUGCCAAGAGUGUUCAAAGAUGUCAUCAAGGCAAAGGGUGGCUACUUUGAAGAAACUCAAAUAUAACAUAUUUUGAUUUGUUUAACACUUUUUUGGUUACUGGUUUUGGUUAUGAUUCCAUAUGUGUUAUUUCAUAGUUUUGAUGUCUUCACUAUUAUUCUACAAUGUAGAAAAUAGUAAUGUAAAGAAAAACAAUGAGUAGGUGUGUCCAAUCUUUUGACUGGUAGUGUAAGUAUUUAUAUAUAUAUACUGCUCAAAAAAAUAAAGGGAACACUUAAACAACACAUCCUAGAUCUGAAUGAAUUAAAUAAUCUUAUUAAAUACUUUUUUCUUUACAUAGUUGAAUGUGCUGACAACAAAAUCACACAAAAAUUAUCAAUGGAAAUCAAAUGUAUCAACCCAUGGAGGUCUGGAUUUGGAGUCACCCUCAAAAUUUAAGUGGAAAACCACACUACAGGCUGAUCCAACUUUGAUGUAAUGUCCUUAAAACAAGUCAAAAUGAGGCUCAGUAGUGUGUGUGGCCUCCACGUGCCUGUGUGACCUCCCUACAACGCCUGGGCAUGCUCCUGAUGAGGUGGCGGAUGGUCUCCUGAGGGAUUUCCUCCCAGACCUGGACUAAAGCAUCCGCCAACUCCUGGACAGUCUGUGGUGCAAUGUGGCGUUGGUGGAUGGAGCGAGACAUGAUGUCCCAGAUGUGCUCAAUUGGAUUCAGGUCUGGGGAACGGGCGGUCCAUAGCAUUUAUUUAUUUAUUUAUUUUUAUUUUUAGUCAUUUAGCAGACGCUCUUAUCCAGAGCGACUUACAGGGGCAAUUAGGGUUAAGUGCCUUGCUCAAGGGCACAUCGGCAGAUUUUUCACCUAGUCGGCUCUGGGAUUAGAACCAGCGACCUUUCGGUUACUGGCACAACGCUCUUACCCACUAAGCUACCUGCCGCCCAUCAAUGCCUUCCUCUUGCAGGAACUGCUGACACACUCCAGCCACAUGAGGUCUAGCAUUGUCUUGCAUUAAGAGGAACCCAGGGCCAACCGCACCAGCAUAUGGUCUCACAAGGGGUCUGAGGAUCUCAUCUCGGUACCUAAUGGCAGUCAGGCUACCUCUGGCGAGCACAUGGAGGGCUGUGCGGCCCCCCAAAGAAAUGCCACCCCACACCAUGACCCACCGCCAAACCGGUCAUGCUGGAGGAUGUUGCAGGCAGCAGAACGUUCUCCACGGCGUCUCCAGACUCUGUCACGUCUGUCACAUGUGCUCAGUGUGAACCUGCUUUCAUCUGUGAAGAGCACAGGGCGCCAGUGGCGAAUUUGUCAAUCUUGGUGUUCUCUGGCAAAUGCCAAACGUCCUGCACGGUGUUGGGCUGUAAGCACAACCCCCACCUGUGGACGUCGGCCCUCAUACCACCCUGAUGGAGUCUGUUUCUGACCGUUUGAGCAGACACAUGCACAUUUGUGGCCUGCUGGACGUUAUUUUAUUUUACGGCCUCCUCCACGUCUCCUGAUGUACUGGCCUGUCUCCUGGUAGCGCCUCCAUGCUCUGGACACUACGCUGACAGACACAGCAAACCUUCUUGCCACAGGUCGCAUUGAUGUGCCAUCCUGGAUGAGCUGCACUACCUGAGCCACUUGUGUGGGUUGUAGACUCCGUCUCAUGCUACCACUAGAGUGAAAGCACCGCCAGCAUUCAAAAGUGACCAAAACAUCAGCCAGGAAGCAUAGGAACUGAGAAGUGGUCUGUGGUCACCACCUGCAGAACCACUUCUUUAUUGGGGGUGUCUUGCUAAUUGCCUAUAAUUUCCACCUGUUGUCUAUUCCAUUUGUACAACAGCAUGUGAAAUGUAUUGUCAAUCAGUGUUGCUUCCUAAGUGGACAGUUUGAUUUCACAGAAGUGUGAUUGACUUGGAGUUACAUUGUGUUGUUUAAGUGUUCCCUUUAUUUUUUUGAGCAGUGUGUAUAUAUAUAUAUAUAUAUAUUUGAACGGUAGUAUGUGUAUACAGCUCUGGAAAAAAGUAAGAGACCACUGCAAAAUUAUCAGUUUCUCUGGUUUUACUAUUUAUAGGUAUGUGUUUGGGUAAAAAUAUCAUUUUUGUUUUAUUUUAUAAACUACUGACAACAUUUCUCCCAAAUUCCAUUGUCAUUUAGAGCAUUUAUUUGCAGAAAAUGACAACUGGUCAAAAUAACAAAAAAUAUGCAGUGUUGUCAGACCUCGAAUAAUGCAAAGAAAAUAAUACUAAUACUAAUACAACACAAUACUAAUGUUUUAACUUAGGAAGAGUUCAGAAAUCAAUAUUUGGUGGAAUAACCCUGAUUUUCAAUCACAGCUUUCAUGCGUCUUGGCAUGCUCUCCACCAGUCUUUCACAUUGAUGUUGGGUGACUUUAUGCCACUCCUGGCGCAAAAAUUCAAGCAGCUCGGCUUUGUUUGAUGGCUUGUGACCAUCCAUCUUCCUCUUGAUCACAUUCCAGAAGUUUUCUAUGGGGUUCAGGUCUGGAGAUUGGGCUGGCCAUGACAGGGUCUUGAUCUGGUGGUCCUCCAUCCACACCUUGAUUGACCUGGCUGUGUGGCAUGACACAUUGUCCUGCUGGAAAAACCAUCCUCAGAGUUGGGGAACAAUGUCAGAGCAAAAGGAAGCAAGUUUUCUUCCAGGACAACCUUGUACGUGGCUUGAUUCAUGCAUCCUUCAUAAAGACAAAUCUGCCCGAUUCCAGCCUUGCUGAAGCACCCCCAGAUCAUCACCGAUCCUCCACCAAAUUUCACAGUGGGUCCGAGACACUGUGGCUUGUAGGCCUCUCCAGGUCUCCGUCUAACCAUUAGACGACCAGGUGUUGGGCAAAGCUGAAAAUUGGACUCAUCAGAGAAGAUUACCUUACUUCAGUCCUCUACGGUCCAAUCCUUAUGGUAUUUCGCAAACCUCAGCCUGGCUCUUCUUUGCUUCUCAUUUGAUGAAGGGCUUUUUUCUAACUUUGCACGACUUCAGCCCUGCCCCUAAGAGCCUGUUUCGAACCGUCCUCGCCGUGCACUUCACCCCAGCUGCCGUUUGCCAUUCUUUUUGUAUGUCACUUGAUGUCAUCCUAUGGUUGUUGAGUGACGUUCGAAUGAGUUGGCAGUCAUCCCGGUUAGUAGAGAGUCAUUUUCGCCUUCUGCCGGUCUGUAGCUUUGUUGUCCCCAAUGUCUGCUGCUUGACCUUGUUCUUAUGAACCGCCGUCUUUGACAUUUGGAGGAUGGAAGCAACCUGACGCUCACUGUAUCCCUCUGCCAGUAAAGCCAGAAUUGAACCCUUCUUUUCCUCUCUCAAAACUUUCCAUUUUAACUCUUUUGGCAUGGUCAAUAGUUAUAGUUAUUUUUUUAUUAAUAUUACUUUUGAGGUACUAUUAGCACUGUUUUUGCCAUCCAGCUGGUCCUAUUGCAAGAGGAUAGUGAUGACCACAGCAGUGUUUUUUAUACUUUUCCUUGUUAAAUAAGAUUUGGUUCAGGUGAUCACCUAAUCAGUACCUAAUUCAGUAGAAUGAGGUGUGCCUGUGUUGGAAUUCAACAGACACUGGAAUGGAAUGGCUGUCAUACAUGUAGAGAUGCUGAUUUAAGAAACAUUUGCAGUGGUCUCUUAAUUUUUUCCACAGCUGUGUGUGUGUGUGUGUGUGUGUGUGUGUGUGUGUGUGUGUGUGUGUGUGUGUGUGUGUGUGUGUGUGUGUGUGUGUGUGUGUGUGUGUGUGUGUGUGUGUGUGUGUGUGUGUGUGUGUGUGUGUGUGUGUGUGUGUAUAUAUAUAUAUACUGCUCAAAAAAAUAAAGGGAACACUUAAACAACACAAUGUAACUCCAAGUCAAUCACACUUCUGUGAAAUCAAACUGUCCACUUAGGAAGCAACACUGAUUGACAAUAAAUUUCACAUGCUGUUGUGCAAAUGGAAUAGACAACAGGUGGAAAUUAUAGGCAAUUAGCAAGACACCCCCAAUAAAGGACUGGUUUUGCAGGUGGUGACCACAGACCACUUCUCAGUUCCUAUGCUUCCUGGCUGAUGUUUUGGUCACUUUUGAAUGCUGCCGGUGCUUUCACUCUAGUGGUAGCAUGAGACGGAGUCUACAACCCACACAAGUGGCUCAGGUAGUGCAGCUCAUCCAGGAUGGCACAUCAAUGCGAGCUGUGGCAAGAAGGUUUGCUGUGUCUGUCAGCGUAGUGUCCAGAGCAUGGAGGCGCUACCAGGAGACAGGCCAGUACAUCAGGAGACGUGGAGGAGGCCGUAGGAGGGCAACAACCCAGCAUCAGGACUGCUACCUCCGCCUUUGUGCAAGGAGGAGCAGGAGGAGGACUGCCAGAGCCCUGCAAAAUGACCUCCAGCAGGCCACAAAUGUGCAUGUGUCUGCUCAAACGGUCAGAAACAGACUCCAUCAGGGUGGUAUGAGGGCCCGACGUCCACAGGUGGGGGUUGUGCUUACAGCCCAACACCGUGCAGGACGUUUGGCAUUUGCCAGAGAACACCAAGAUUGGCAAAUUCGCCACUGGCGCCCUGUGCUCUUCACAGAUGAAAGCAGGUUCACACUGAGCACAUGUGACAGACGUGACAGAGUCUGGAGACGCCGUGGAGAACGUUCUGCUGCCUGCAACAUCCUCCAGCAUGACCGGAUUGGCGGUGGGUCAUGGUGUGGGGUGGCAUUUCUUUGGGGGGCCGCACAGCCCUCCAUGUGCUCGCCAGAGGUAGCCUGACUGCCAUUAGGUACCGAGAUGAGAUCCUCAGACCCCUUGUGAGACCAUAUGCUGGUGCGGUUGGCCCUGGGUUCCUCCUAAUGCAAGACAAUGCUAGACCUCAUGUGGCUGGAGUGUGUCAGCAGUUCCUGCAAGAGGAAGGCAUUGAUGCUAUGUACUGGCCCCAUUCCCCAGACCUGAAUCCAAUUGAGCACAUCUGGGACAUCAUGUCUCGCUCCAUCCACCAACGCCACGUUGCACCACAGACUGUCCAGGAGUUGGCGGAUGCUUUAGUCCAGGUCUGGGAGGAGAUCCCUCAGGAGACCAUCCGCCACCUCAUCAGGAGCAUGCCCAGGCUUUGUAGGGAGGUCAUACAGGCACGUGGAGGCCACACACACACUACUGAGCCUCAUUUUGACUUGUUUUAAGGACAUUACAUCAAAGUUGGAUCAGCCUGUAAUGUGGUUUUCCACUUUAAUUUUGAGGGUGACUCCAAAUCCAGACCUCCAUGGGUUGAUACAUUUGAUUUCCAUUGAUAAUUUUUGUGUGAUUUUGUUGUCAGCACAUUCAACUAUGUAAAGAAAAAAGUAUUUAAUAAGAUGAUUUCAUUCAUUCAGAUCUAGGAUGUGUUAUUUUAGUGUUCCCUUAAUUUUUUUUAAGCAGUGUGCGUGUAUGUGUGUAUAUAUAUAUAUAUAUAUAUAUAUAUAUAUAUAUAUAUAUAUAUAUAUAUAUAUAUAUAUAUAUAUAUAUAUAUAUAUUUAUUUAUCCACUGUAGUCAUCUUGGUUAUCUGACCCUUGGCUUUGACCCUGCUUGUGUGUCUCCAGAAUGCAGAGUUUAUGAGCAGUCUGGAGUCAGCCUCUGUGCGGAUCUUCAAACCCCCCGCCAUCUCAGCCCUGCGCUUCCAGGCCUCUGGCCCCCAGCAGACCAGCACUCCCCCCAUCCAAGCCCCAGCUCCAGCUCGAACCCCUGGGGCCCUAGCCCCAACCUCCACUCCCAGCCCCAACCAGAGUCCCUUGCCCCCCCUGGAGAGCCCACGCAUGGCCACCAUCCAGGAGGACCCCAGCUUUGACUCCCACCUGGAUGAAGAGGCUCUGGAGGGUGACUUUCCCAUGGGGAGUUCGGCUCCACACUCCUUUGAGGAUCUGACAGAGCACGGACCACUGGCCCGACGCAGCGACAAGGCCCUGUCCUUCAGACUCCAGAGACAGGCCCGCAUCAACAGCAAGGAGACAGAGUGCUGA
Molecule: messenger RNA, 14857 nt
Organism: Coregonus sp. 'balchen'
Lineage: Eukaryota; Metazoa; Chordata; Actinopteri; Salmoniformes; Salmonidae
Source: the annotation of a GenBank genome assembly